AUGGCCAACGCAGGCCUCGAAGACCUGAGCCUAGAGCUGCAGGAGCAGAAAUCCCAUGUCUCCAUCGCACAGACGUUCUCCCCUAUCCGGGAAGUUGUCUUCGUCUUCGUGAUAUGCAUGGCACAAUUCAUGACCCAGGCGGGCCUGGGCCAAUGCCUCGCGCCGCUGACUCUUAUCGGAGACAGCCUGGGCAUUGACAAUGACGGCGUCCUCAGCUGGUUUAUUGCGGGCUACUCCCUCACGGUCGGGACGUUUAUCCUCUUCUUCGGCCGAUGCGGCGAUGUGUUUGGUUAUCGGCCCAUGUUUAUUAUCGGCUUCGCCUGGUUCGCCCUGUGGUCUUUGGUCGCUGGGCUCAGCGUGUAUAGUAAUUACGUUCUCUUUAUUUUCGCCCGCACCCUGCAGGGACUGGGUCCGGCGAUGCUGCUGCCCAACGGACUCGCUAUCCUGGGGGCGACCUACCACCCCGGGAAGAAGAAGGACAUGAUAUUCGCCCUUUUUGGGGCGACGGCCCCGAACGGUGCAGUUAUCGGAGCGGUGUUCGCCUCUCUCCUGGCUCAGAUGGCCUGGUGGCCCUGGAUAUUCUGGAUAUGCGCCAUUGUAUGUGCAGGCCUUGCGUUCCUCGGCUGGCUGGUCGUCCCAUCCAUCCAGCACGAACGAGAGAAAGCGGACAUGAGCGUGCUGGAAUGGGCACAGGAGUUGGAUAUCAUGGGCGCCGCUCUCGGAGUCGGCGGCCUUGUCCUCUUCAAUAUCGCAUGGAACCAAGCCCCGGUCGCCGGCUGGGAGACGCCCUAUGUCUACGUGAUCCUAAUUAUCGGCGCCCUCGUCCUGGCUCUGUUUUUCGUAUGGGAGCUGCGUUUCGCCGUCAAACCCCUGAUUCCCUUCCACGCCCUCACGCUGGACGUGUCGUUCGUGCUCGGCUGCGUCGCCUGCGGAUGGGCCGCCUUCGGCAUCUGGACAUACUACACGUGGCUUUUCUUCGAGCGCAUCCGCGGCGCGACACCGCUGCUCGCGUCGGCGCAAUACGUUCCGCCGACGGUGUCCGGGCUUCUUGCGUCGGUCACGACGGGCUAUCUUAUGAGCCGUCUUCGGCCCAGCUGGAUCAUGCUGAUGGCGAUGAUCGCGUUUACCGUGGGGACGAUCUUUGUCGCCAUCGCGCCGGUCGGGCAGACGUAUUGGGCGCUGACCUUCGUCUCCAUGGUCGUCAUGCCCUGGGGUAUGGACAUGUCGUUUCCGGCGAGCACGGUGUUGCUGUCUAACGCCGUCGAGCGGAAGCACCAGGGCAUCGCUGCCAGUCUGGUUACCACUGUUGUCAACUAUAGCAUCUCGUUGGGACUGGGGUUUGCUGGCACUGUCGAGGUGCAUGUGAAUCACGGGGGACAUACGUUCCAUGAUGUCCUGUUGGGAUACCGCGGUAGCCUAUACAUGGGAAUUGGACUGGGGGGAUUGGGUAUUGCUGUCAGCUUGAUAUAUCUCGUCAAGAGCAUCUUGAAGGAUAGGAGGAUGGCGGAGGAGAAGCCGCAAGGUGCAUGA
Messenger RNA from Aspergillus terreus NIH2624, 1530 nucleotides. RefSeq names its product MFS transporter. Gene Ontology annotation, cellular component: membrane. NCBI's taxonomy places the organism in Eukaryota, Fungi, Ascomycota, Eurotiomycetes, Eurotiales, Aspergillaceae. The record is from RefSeq and is a predicted model, not a curated record. Gene Ontology annotation, biological process: transmembrane transport. The transcript has a single exon. The coding region runs from base 1 to 1530 and encodes 509 amino acids. Gene Ontology annotation, molecular function: transmembrane transporter activity.